Messenger RNA from Coregonus clupeaformis (lake whitefish), 1561 nucleotides. RefSeq names its product parvin, gamma (gene parvg). Gene Ontology annotation, cellular component: focal adhesion; actin cytoskeleton; cytoplasm. The transcript has 14 exons. The coding region runs from base 331 to 1347 and encodes 338 amino acids. NCBI's taxonomy places the organism in Eukaryota, Metazoa, Chordata, Actinopteri, Salmoniformes, Salmonidae. The record is from RefSeq and is a predicted model, not a curated record. Gene Ontology annotation, molecular function: actin binding. Gene Ontology annotation, biological process: cell projection assembly; actin cytoskeleton organization; substrate adhesion-dependent cell spreading.
GCUUACUUCUUUCCUUCCGCAUCCUCUCAAUUCUCUUUUUACCCGUUUAUUCCGUCAUUCUUCCUUUUUGUUUCUCAUAGAAAUGUUUAAUUGGUCCUGAAUUGGAUGAAUUUUGUUUGUGCUGUUAUCCCGUGGCAUGUUUCUGGAGAACUGCUUGUCAGAUUGGGUGUACUUCUCUUUGUAGCACGGCUAUUUGGAUUGAUUCAGUAUUGAAGUCAGUCAGGAAGCUGUACACAGGAGUUCCCCUAUUCUGUCUGCUUGCUGCUACUGCUCUGAAGGCUACACUGAUACCAGAAGCAGUCAGUUUAUAUUUUGCUCACUAGAGGGGAUAUGGAGGAUUUUCCUGAUAUGCACCAGGGGAAUGACCCUGAGGACAUUGGAUCUUUCCAGGGUGAGAGGAGGAAGAUCAUUCAGCCGACAUUUUUGAAAGACCCCAAACUUGAAAAGCUGAAAGCGGUAUUGGUUGACUGGAUCAACAGCACUUUGAAAGAGGAACACAUCGUGGUGCAGAGUCUGGAAGAGGAUAUCUUUGAUGGCCUAGUCCUCCAUCACCUCCUUGGGAGGUUAGCUGGAGUGCAUCUGUCUGUGGAGGAGAUAGCGGUGACCAGCGCCGCUCAGACACGCAAGCUGGAGCUCAUCCUGGAGGCUCUGAAUGAGAAACUGGGGCUGCAGGACAGCUCUCUCACCAGGUGGAGCGUCAAACUCAUCCACAACAAAGACUUGCUGGCCACUCUCCAUCUUCUGGUUGCCAUGGUGAGGUGCUUCCAGCCUAAUCUGGAGCUUCCCCCAAACGUCAGAGUGGAAGUUGUCCUGUUGGAGGUCAACAGAAGUGGAAUCAAAUCAGAAAAGGAAAUAGAGAUUCUUACAGUUGAAAGCAAUUCAACUACAGACUCGCUGAGCAGUUCAGACAGUGAGGAUCCCAUUGAGCAGCUGCUGAAGCUGGAACCCCACAAGAUCAACACAGUAAAGCAGGCCAUCAUGCACUUUGUCAACAAGAAGAUGUCAACCCUGGGACUACAGGUGACAGACAUGGAGAAACAGUUUUCAGAUGGUGUUAUUCUCCUCCUGCUGAUUGGACAGUUGGAGGGCUUCUUUGUUUCACUCUAUGACUUCAACAUCACCCCAGUCAACACUACUGAGAUGGACUCCUUCUUUGGGAUGAAUCAUGUUCUGGUGGCAGCUCUGCCUCAAAGGAAAAAUCUGCAGAAUGUGACCUUGGCCCUGGACCUCCUGAAUGACAUAGGGCUUCCCACGACCAACAUUGACCCCCAAGAUAUAGUCUCUCAGGAUGUGACAACUACCUUGAAGGUCCUGUAUGCCCUGUUCAAGAAGCACAAAAGCAGAUGAGAAUGGGAAGAACAUGGAGGAGGACAUUAGGAGGUGAAGACGCCAGAAGUCCUUUGCCUGAGGUCUUUUCCCCCUGGCAAAUCCAGAAUCAUAGGCUGAUUCCCUCUGUAAAAUAUUUACAAUAUAUUUACAGAAAUAUCAUAUAUCUAUUCUAUGUAACGCUUUGUGUACUUUGUGUCAAUAAAAGGGUACUGUAUGUGCCAUAGUUUGAAUA